AGUUGGGUUGGUUGGUUACCAGACAUCGAGUACCUGUACGGCAACUCUCCAUCGACCCACUGUUAAAAGGCUACCGUUGUCCAGCAAUAAAUCGCGCCGCCACCCCAGUACACUUUUAGCACAAUCUCGCCGUACCCUUAGUAGCGCCACUCCCCCAGCAUCACCGCUGCACGGCUACGUACACGCAAGGCUGCGCGCAUCUUCAACCGCUUUGAUAUCCAAUCUGCUCUUUGCAUCUACCACCAAAGUCACUCUGCAUCGCAUUGGAUGCAUGUCUCUGGAACACCGCCAGUGCCAGAGCUGACGGGGGAUAUUUAACGGCCUAAGUCCAAACUCAACUGCAUCACUCACCUUGGGAAACUGUCACUUGAAAUCCCACUAGAACUUCGCAGCCUCGCCUUCAUUCCGAGCUUCAAAACUCUUAAGCCAGCCAUCUCCAUCCUCUCACAGCACAUCUCAUCAUUCCCUUCAAAAAUCGGUCCCAAUGGAGCAACAGCCGAAUAACGGCGUCAGUGAAGCCGGCGCAGCACCCAUACUAGACACCAACGGCGGCGCCUCUGCGAUGAAUCCCGAUGUCAUGGCUGCCAUGAUCAUGUCCACCCAAGGCUUCAUGCCAGACGGCUCCCUCGCCGCCACGGCCAUCACAGAUCCCUCCAUCAUGGCUCCCAUAAUGUUCAACAACGGAAAUCCCGCUGCCGGCCUCGCCAUGCCCGACAGGGCCAUCACAGCAGAUGAAAUCGCCCUCUAUGAUCGGCAGAUCCGCCUCUGGGGCAUGGCCGCACAGGCCAAGAUCCAGAGCGCAAACAUCCUCCUCAUCACCAUCAGAGCCCUCGCCAACGAGAUCGCCAAGAACCUCGUCCUCGCCGGCGUCGGCUCCCUCACCGUGCUCGACAACGCCCUCGUCACAGAGGCCGACCUGGGCGCGCAGUUCCUCCUCUCCGAGGUCGAGGACCCCGUUGGCCAGAACCGCGCCGAGGCCGCUAGCGCCGCGCUGCGCAAGCUGAAUCCCCGUGUCCAGAUCCACGUCGACGCAGAAGGUGUCAAGGCCAAAGGCCCCAGCUAUUUCGCUGGCUUCGACAUCGUCAUCGCCACGGAUCUCGAUCCCGACUCAUUCAAUCUCAUCAACACGGCUACUCGCCUCAAUGGCAAGGCCUUUUACGCUGCAGGAACACACGGCAUGUACGGCUUCAUCUUCAGCGAUCUGAUAGAACACGACUACGUCAUUGAGCGCGACCUCGGAAACGUCGCCACAGAGCCCAAGCAGGAGACGCGCACCAGGUCCAUCGUCGACGUCAAGACCAAGAAGGAAGGCCCCAAAGUCAUCGAGUCCGUCACAAAACGAGAGCUCUAUUCCACCUGGUUCCUCGCCAGCGACGUCGCCAGCCUGCCAGAAGAGUACACAAAGUCCAAGCGCCGUCUAAGAAGCGUCUCCCCGACGCUCUCCUGUCUGCGCGCCCUGUGGGAAUUCAUGCAGAUCCAAGGCGGCCGUCUACCAGGCAACCGCGAGGACCUCAAGCUCUUCACCCAGAUCGCCACGCAGAAGCACAAGGCCCUAAACCUCCCCAGCGAAACGCUCAAGCCCGAGUUCCUGCGCAGCUUCCUGCAAAACCUGGGCAGCGAAAUCGCCCCCGUCACGGCCAUCCUCGGCGGCCAGCUGGCGCAAGACGUCAUCAACGUGCUGGGCCAGAAGCAGCAGCCCAUCCAAAACAUGGUCAUCUUCGACGGCACCACCAUGGAGGCCCUCAUGUACCCCCUGCACCCCGAGGGCAUCCUCGGCGCAAACCUACUUUCCCUUGGCGGCCCCGUCGACCCCAUGGCUCCCAACGGGGGCAUGAUGAUGCCUCCUGAUAUGCCCCUCGGCCUCGACGCCAGCAUGGUCAUGCCACCGCUGGAUCCGACCGCCCUGGCCCAGUUGCACGGCAUGCCCAUGGGCAUUCUUCCCGCUGUUACAGGCGCCGAUCUGGCCGGUCACGUAGCCAUUCCUCAGCCCGAUGCCGGCCAAGUACCUGUAUCAGCAGUCGGAAGUGAACCCGUGUCCGCACCUCCAGCUACCACAAGCGCCAGCGAUGCAACAGACGCACCAGCUCAGGCCGCACCCUGAGAUUAAGCAUUCAUCAGCGGAACACAAAGGAGAAAGGACAUUUGGACUCCAUAGUAUAAAUGAUGACGAGAUUUACGAUAUACAAGACGCCAUUUCAGCCCCAAACUGACUGAGGGGAGGUGGACAGGAUACAGAAAACAAAUGGAUUUGGGCAUAUUGUAUGUUAAGAGUGUACUUUCAUAGUAGUCGGCACAUAAAUCGUGCCUCAAGAAAUCUUUGCAAAUUUUACAGCACAGAAUCAUCACUC
Trichoderma harzianum CBS 226.95 is the source of this 2348-nucleotide messenger RNA. RefSeq lists its product as hypothetical. The record is from RefSeq and is a predicted model, not a curated record. The transcript has 2 exons. Gene Ontology annotation, molecular function: SUMO activating enzyme activity. Gene Ontology annotation, cellular component: SUMO activating enzyme complex; cytoplasm. The coding region runs from base 485 to 2101 and encodes 538 amino acids. Gene Ontology annotation, biological process: protein sumoylation. Lineage: Eukaryota; Fungi; Ascomycota; Sordariomycetes; Hypocreales; Hypocreaceae.